AUGCUCCUCCUUGGACACAUGUGUCUCAUCGUCGAGAAGCAGGUCAGCAGAGUCUUCAAGAUCUUCAAAGUCAGCACAUCACACGCAAUGCACACACACACACUUACGCCCGACCUCAUAUGGCCCUUGAUCUUCGCCAAGGGGGGCGGCCCGGAAUGGGACCGGGGCAGCUGCCACCGUAUCACCGUCGCGCUCAAACUUGAGAGGUGA
Messenger RNA from Colletotrichum higginsianum IMI 349063, 210 nucleotides. RefSeq lists its product as uncharacterized. The record is from RefSeq and is a predicted model, not a curated record. The coding region runs from base 1 to 210 and encodes 69 amino acids. The transcript has a single exon. NCBI's taxonomy places the organism in Eukaryota, Fungi, Ascomycota, Sordariomycetes, Glomerellales, Glomerellaceae.